Molecule: messenger RNA, 1100 nt
Organism: Syngnathus acus (greater pipefish)
Lineage: Eukaryota; Metazoa; Chordata; Actinopteri; Syngnathiformes; Syngnathidae
Gene: rabac1
Product: Rab acceptor 1 (prenylated)
Exons: 6
Coding region: 200-784 (194 amino acids)
Cellular component (GO): Golgi apparatus
Source: RefSeq, a predicted model, not a curated record
CAUUAUCAUUAUAGUGGAGAGGAUUUAAAACACUGCUAGCUGAUCUCAGAUCCGCUAUGACGAGGCUGUGUUGUACGGUUUGCCAACUCAUUCGUUGGGAGAAACAAGAUACGUCACUUCCGUCAACACCCGGAGGUAUCACGGACAAUUCGAUUGCGCCACGACUAACAUUCCCAAGGGUGAGAACUGCGAGGUGGACAUGGAGAGCAAAGCUGGAGAUGUUUUUAGUGCUGAGGAUGCUCAUCCGACGGGCACGGCUGGUGCAGCUGGGAUCCUUGCCAAGCUGGGCCUCCCAAAAGGCUUUUCAGUCAGCAUAGCCAAAGAGUGGCUGGACCGGCGGCGGGUGUCCAUCCGACCAUGGGCCAGCUUUGCAGACCAACGCAAGUUCUCGAAGCCGCGCAACUUUGCCGAGAUGUGCCAGCGUGUGGUAAAGAACGUGGACACGUACAAUAGCAACUAUACCUUCAUCUUCCUUGGACUCAUCCUUUACUGCAUAAUCAGCUCUCCCAUGUUACUGAUAGCGUUGGCUGUUUUCAUCGGUGCCUUUUACAUCAUCCACCUUAAAUCGCUGGAGUCCAAACUGGUGAUCCUCGGCAAGGAGCUGACUGUCCCGCACCAGAUGUGUCUGGCCGGAGGCAUCUCCUUACCCGUCUUCUGGUUGGCUGGAGCCGGAGCUGCCGUCUUUUGGGUUCUGGGAGCAACCUUGUUCGUGAUCGGCAGUCAUGCCGCAUUCCGAGAGCUGGAAAGCUCCAACAUGGAGGAGCUGCUCAUGGAGCCCGUGUGAUAUACGCCGCCUUGGUUACAACGUCUUGCUGAUACACGCGUAUGACCAUAAUCAUCGGUUUAGGCUACAUGAUCAUGAAAUGCCAAAUUUGACUUCUUUCCUGUAUUGAAACAACUCUGAACCGAACAAAAGUGCUAUUUAAAAGCUUCUGAACACCUUCAGUCUUCUAUUGAUUCUGUUUUAUACAUCUAUAAAUUCAGUUGAGCUUGUUUCAUUCAUGCUGAUGUAUUUUGACAAUUAAUAUACUCUAUUAAUUGGGUCAUAUUUGAGGUUUGUGUUAUAAAUAAAAGUCUGACCAUAUAAGCAGAAAAAAAAA